Pongo pygmaeus (Bornean orangutan) is the source of this 2805-nucleotide messenger RNA. RefSeq names its product DNA-binding protein RFX8-like. The record is from RefSeq and is a predicted model, not a curated record. Gene Ontology annotation, molecular function: DNA-binding transcription factor activity, RNA polymerase II-specific; RNA polymerase II cis-regulatory region sequence-specific DNA binding. NCBI's taxonomy places the organism in Eukaryota, Metazoa, Chordata, Mammalia, Primates, Hominidae. The transcript is spliced from 15 exons. Gene Ontology annotation, biological process: regulation of transcription by RNA polymerase II. Bases 775 to 2616 code for a protein of 613 amino acids.
GUCCUUUGCCCAUUUUUAAACUGGGCGGUUUGGUUUUUGUUGUUGUUAAGUCGGCAAAUGUGUUUUUGAUCUAGAUUGAGAAAUCCUUACCCGGAGACUCUGAAGCAGUUAGCAGCCACAGUAACGGCUGCAUGACUGAGCUCUGACUAUGCCACAGCCUUCCAAGUAAAUGUCGCUUAAUACUCACAACAACCACACAGUUCCCCACAAAGGAAAUGAAUUUGCAGAUGGCCAGCAGCUCCAUGUCACACAGCAAUGACACUGACAUAAAUGGCUCUUGAGGGCAAGGACUGGCAGGGCCUGGCUACAGAUAUGGGGACUCACGUUGAGGUGGCACUGUCACCUGGAGCAGCACACUGGAGUCACCUGGGACCAGCCUCCUAGAAGUCCAGAUGCGCCCGCCUGCCAGAAAUUCUGAGCUCCGAGAUUUUUCAAAACUCCUAGGUCCAGCGGUUUUCAGCAACAGCGGGCACAUUAGCAUCACCCCAGGACCCUGAAAAAGCCGGUUGGCCCAGGCUGCCCUCGCCCAGACCAAUUCAUCAGAACCUCUUGGGGCGGGGCGGGGCUGGGAGGGGGAGCGGCAGCCGUGGUAUCAAUAUUUUUGAAAACUGCCUGAAUAACUCCAACGCCCAAGCAAGUCAAGGACCCCCACGGAUUCAGCACCGCGACCAGAUUGGAAAAGGUGUAAGUUGGUGCUGCUUGUUCGCGUCCCUGUUUGAUUGGUUGGUCGACAACUUCUGCAUUUGCGAAGGGUGCAGCAUCCCUCGCUGUCUCAUGUAUGAGAUUUACGUGGAGACCUGUGGGCAAAACACUGAGAACCAAGUCAACCCGGCCACCUUUGGGAAGCUUGUGAGAUUGGUUUUUCCGGACCUUGGCACUCGGAGGCUGGGCACUAGAGGAAGCACCAGGUAUCAUUAUGAUGGAAUCUGUAUCAAGAAAAGCUCUUUCUUCUAUGCCCAGUAUUGCUACCUGAUAGGUGAAAAAAGGUAUCACAGUGGAGAUGCCAUUGCCUUUGAAAAAUCUACUAAUUGUAACAGCAUUAUCCAACAAGAAGCAACAUGUGAAGAUCAUUCACCGAUGAAGACAGACCCAGUUGGAUCCCCUUUGUCUGAAUUCGGGAGAUGUCCAUUUUUGGAGCAAGAACUGGCAAAGAAAUAUUCCUGUAAUACGAUGGCCUUCCUUGCUGACGAAUACUGCAACUAUUGUCGAGACAUUUUACGAAAUGUGAGGAACCAAGAACUUGAGAGGGUGGAGGACUUGCUUACUUCCUUCUGGAAGUCUCUGCAGCAAGACACAGUCAUGCUGAUGUCAUUGCCUGACGUGUGCCAGCUCUUUAAAUGCUACGACGUCCAGCUGUACAAGGGAAUUGAGGAUGUUCUCCUUCAUGACUUCUUGGAAGAUGUUUCUAUUCAGUACCUGAAAUCUGUGCGGUUAUUUAGUAAGAAAUUUAAGCUGUGGCUUCUUAGUGCUUUGGAAAGUGUCCCAGCCCUCUUGCAGAUCUCCAAACUCAGAGAAGUUACUCUAUUUGUCAAAAGACUAAGAAGAAAGACGUACCUUUCCAACAUGGCUAAGACUAUGCGAAUGGUAUUGAAAAGUAAGAGGCGUGUCAGUGUUUUGAAGUCAGAUCUGCAGGCCAUCAUCAAUCAAGGCACUUUGGCUACUUCUAAGAAAGCCCUGGCAAGUGACCGGAGUGGUGCAGAUGAACUGGAGAACAACCCAGAGAUGAAAUGUUUAAGAAACUUAAUUUCUUUGCUGGGAACAUCAACAGAUCUCAGGGUAUUCCUCAGCUGUCUGUCUUCACAUCUACAAGCAUUUGUGUUCCAGGGCUCUGCUCUGGAACCAUCUCCAUGGAAGACAGAGAAAGACCAGACAUUGGCCCGUCAUUUCAUCUUCCUCUUCUCUGGCUCUUUAAAAAUGGUGUGCAUGACAAUGUGUGCAUUUGAAAACAUACUCUGCUUCUGGAUUUUAUCACAAACUGCAGCCUUUUUUCUCACAAAAACUUCACAGCCAAGCAGAAGCAAAGAAGAGUUUAUCAAAUUGGCCGCCAGCUUCCAGCUGAGAUGGAAUCAUCUUCUCACUGCUGUGAGCAAAGCCAUGACCCUCUGCCACGGAGAUAGUUUUGGCUCCUGGCAUCUGUUUCACUUGCUGCUUUUGGAAUAUGUGAUUCAUAUACUUCAGUCAUGCCUAGAGGAGGAAGAGGAGGAGGAGGACAUGGGGAAUGUCAAGGAAAUGCUACCAGAUGACCCGACUCUCAGCCAGCCAGAUCAGGCACUUUCCCACCCUCUGAAUUCCUCACUGUCGCAGGCGUGUGCCAGCCCCAGCGUGGAGCCACUGGGGGUGAUGCUGACACACAUGGGCCACGGCCGAUAUCCCGUGGGUGUGAGCAACAUGGUCCUCAGGAUCCUGGGCUUCUUGGUGGACACUGCCACGGGCGAUAAGCUCAUCCACGUGCUGUUGGAAGAUGAAACCACCGAAAGCGCAGUUAAACUCAGCCUUCCUAUGGGACAAGAAGCCCUCAUAACCCUAAAAGACGGACAACAAUUUGUGAUUCAGAUAUCAGAUGUACCCCAAAGCUCUGAAGAUAUUUAUUUCAGAGAAAGCAAUGCUAAUGUGUGAGAUUAUUUAUUUGAAUAGAGAAUAAGAAAACUGAUAGACUUGCAUUCUUAAAAAUAUUAAAUACUACAGUUUUUCUAUUGAUGAAAGACGAUGUUAUGUAUAUAAUAGAUGUAGCAUUGUCUAUUUUAUGUUUGUAUGUAUUUCAAGGAGGUGGUUUUGAUAAAAUAUAUAAACUGAUUUGGAGAAUAA